This is a messenger RNA of Blastomyces dermatitidis ER-3, 6046 nucleotides long. Its product is annotated as PHD finger and BAH domain-containing protein. Lineage: Eukaryota; Fungi; Ascomycota; Eurotiomycetes; Onygenales; Ajellomycetaceae. Gene Ontology annotation, cellular component: Lid2 complex. The transcript has 3 exons. Gene Ontology annotation, molecular function: ubiquitin-protein transferase activity; chromatin binding. Gene Ontology annotation, biological process: histone catabolic process. The record is from RefSeq and is a predicted model, not a curated record. Bases 948 to 5984 code for a protein of 1678 amino acids.
AAUCUUUCCUGCAUCUAUCUACCUAGCCUAGGUCCCGUUCCCGUUCUCAUUUGCCCUCUCUUUCGGUUUCAUUUCUUUUUUUUUUUCCUUUUUUUCUUUUUUCUUUUGUUUCUUUUGGACACCAUAACCCCCCCCUUCCCUUCCCUUCCCCUCCCCUCCCCUCUUCAUCAUCCUGACCCUGAUCCCCGAGCCUGUUUCAUAGCUGCUCCUGUGCUGCUUCUUUGUAUGCUCCUGUGUGUUCCUGGUGUUCCUGGUGUUCUCCGCCCUGCAUCCUCCUCCUCUCCAUCCUCCCAUCCAUGAAAUAGCCACUGCCAUUGCCGCCAAAGUCUGUUUGUCGCAGCUCUACUUUUGCCGUGCGGCCGUCAUAUCCAUGGAUACAUUCCCACGUCCACUUCAGAACCUUUUCUUUUUUCUUUUUUUUUGUGUGUGUUCGUUCUCUUGCUGGGUGAACUCCAAUCACUAUUCUUAUCACCACUCUUAUUAAACACCACACACCACACUACACUACAACACGCACCACACCACCAUCACCAUCCAUUCCAUCAUCGUUUCCGCCACUAAUACUCACACCCGCCAAUCUUAACCUUAACUAACCUCCACUCUACCCAACAGUCCCCCCCCCCCCCCAAAAUUGCUGUGGAUGUAUCACUACGCCAAGCGUUUUUCGCCAGGUUGCGCCUGAUUUUUCACAAUGUCCUCGUCGCAGUCGGCCGCUGCGACUCCGGACAGGAACCGUUCCCCCUCCACCAAGGCCUCCGACCAGUUGUCUACCGAAAAUGCUUCUUCGCGAAACGGGAUCGUUGACUCGACAGCUCCCAAAUCUAACCCGGUCGUAAAUGGUCUGCAGUCCCAGCCAAUGACGGCCACUACAUCUUCUGCGUCCUCUCCAACCUCAGACACGGUACCCCAGAACAUCACCACUCCCUCAGCGACUGGCGCCGUUCCCUAUGGUACUCGUUCUAGAAAUCGAGUUGGUGGCGCUCGACCGAACUAUGCGGAGGAUCGCGACAUUGAUGCUGAUUACGAACUUGUUGCUUCAAUGUCGCGGUCUGGCGGUUCCAAGAGAGCCUCCAACGCAAACCACGGCGCCACUUCCCCAAGCACAGACAAUGACAAGGCGACCGGGGAUAAGCACGCGAAGACAGGCGACUACGAAUAAUAGCUCGAGUUCUGCUCCGCAAACGAAAGAACCUAUCCCCGGAACGUCGUCAUUUUCUGCCAAUCUCAGUAGCAAUAGUUCCACAGCGUCAAAGAAACGAAAACAGCCGGGCUCGCACCAAUCUACUCCUGCUUCCUCCACGCCAAACACCAUCUCCCUCUCAUCCACCAAGAAAUUCAUCGCGCCCGCAAACAUAUCGCCCGAAUACCAGAAAGCGCAUGGGCAGAACAUGUUGACCUUCAAUAAUUGUAAGGCAUAUUUACAUCAGGGAAAGCUGAAAGCAGACGAUGGCACUAUUCUUAGUCUAAAUGACCAUGUGUAUCUGGUCUGCGAGCCUCCCGGCGAACCCUACUACCUUGCUCGCAUUAUGGAAUUCCUGCCGUCCAAAGAUAACCCUGACGGACCCAUCGAGAGCAUAAGGGUCAAUUGGUACUAUCGCCCUCGCGACAUCCAUCGCAACGUUUCCGAUCCGCGCGUCGUCUUUGCUUCAAUGCACUCCGAUACAUGUCCAUUGUCAUCACUUCGCGGUAAAUGCCAUAUCAAACACCAGUCAGAAAUCACAAAUAUGGAUGACUACAGAAAAUCCAAGGAUUGCUUUUGGUUUGAGAAGAUGUAUGAUCGCUACAUCCAGCGAUAUUAUGACGUUAUCCCAACGAGUAAGGUCAUAAAUGUACCACAACAUGUCAAGAAAGUUUUGGAUGAGCGGUGGAAGUACGUGUUGGUUGAGGUAGGCCGGAGAAAGGAUUUGACCAGUGCAGUUAAAACCUGCAAAAAGUGUAGUUUGUAUGCCGCAAAUACGGAUUCUGUGGAUUGUGCUGUUUGUCAUAGUACAUAUCACAUGUACUGUGUUCGGCCUGUGCUGCAAAAGAAACCAGCGCGCGGGUUCGCUUGGGCUUGCGCCGCAUGCAGUCGCGCCCAAGAACGAAAGCUGGAGGCAAGGAACACCCCCAUUAUUGGAGAAGUGUCGGCCGAGACUGAAGUAGAGCCCUGUGAGGAGGAAGAAGAAGAUCCCACCGCUCUAGCGGAAGCCACGCAACGAAGCACACCUGCUCUCCCGGAUGUAGUUCGACCUGCCACCAGUGAGCAGAUUGCCCAGGCAAAGCUAUGGCCUUUUAGGUAUUUGGGAAUACAUUGUCGAGUGGAAGACGCUUUGGACUAUGACGACAGGAUAUAUCCCCGAGCAAGCUCUCGAAUAGGGCCCCGCCACCAAGCGAACGUUAUCCCAUGGUAUGGCCACCCAGUUCAAUAUGUCAAAGCUCCCGAACCGAAAAAGAGGAACGUCAAGUCUGCCAAUAAGAAGGAUCUUAAGCUUUCCAGGGAAGCUGUUGCUGCGAUGGAAGCUGAGAAAGCUGAACGAGCUAAGCGACCGAAGUGGGUCCAAGAUGAACCUGUGGGCUAUAUUCCUCGCGGAGAAGACGCGCCAGUUACUGUGAACGGCAAACAGAUCCGCACCGCAGAGCUGCUUGUUAAGAUGCCUGACGCUUCGCAACUUCCCUCUCGCGGUGAAGAUGACGCUCCAGGGUCUUCCAUAAGUGAUGCAGAUCGCGAGAAAUUCAUCGACGAGUAUAUGGCCAAAGCCAAAGAGAUCGCCCCUUCUCUCAAAGUUGAGAGAUAUUCUACAAAUUUCCUGGACAAGGCACUCGAGCUUCUUUACGCAGAGAAUUUUAAUGUGCAAGCUGCACUGACAAGACUAAAACAAGUCAACAAGUAUGCAGAUCUCAAGGAGCCACAUCUCCGCCCAGAAGAGGUUAAGGCGUUUGAAAGCGGGGUAGCUUUAUACGGGUCCGAGCUCCGGAAUGUGACAAAACAUGUCGGGACUGUCCCACAUCGUCACAUUGUUCGAUAUUACUACAUGUGGAAAAAGACUCCGAAAGGUCGUCAAAUUUGGGGCAAUUUCGACGGGCGAAGGGGGAGGAAAGCAGCGAAACAAGCGGAUAGUGCGGUAAAACUGGUUGACGACGUCGCAGAUGAUUAUGACGAUUCGGCAUUUGAUAAUGACAAGGCAAAGGACAAAAAAAGGGGUUUUACAUGCAAAUUCUGUUCGACGAGGUCGUCAAGACAAUGGAGGCGGGCUCCUGGAACUCCUCCUGGUACUGCCGUUUCAACAGACCCGAAACGAGACAAAGCAGUUCAAAGUCUCACUGUUGCGAUUUGUCAACGAUGUGCUACUCUCUGGAGAAAGUAUGGUAUCCAGUGGGAAGAUGCUGACGAAGUUGUGAAGAAGAUUGGUCAAGGGGGAAACAAGUCAUGGCGCCGGCGCUAUGAGGAGGAGCUACUCAUUCAGCUUCUCACCUCGUCUGAGACUGAUGUCAAAAUCAAUAGCACUACUGCAACAAUAGCCACCUCGUUAGGAAUUUCCCUCACAGCCGAAGUGGUUGCACCACCCCCUCCGUCGGAACCACCAAAGAAGAAGGUCAAGUCAUCGGAUCAGAAUGGUUCCGCUCCUGGAACUAGUACCCCAGCCGAACCCGCUCCUGCUCCGAGAAAGAAGGUGGUUGAUAAGCCCGCUGAGCCCCCUCCAAUUGCCCCAGAGCCACCUAGGGUGAAAACUCUUCCAUGUGCAGUAUGCGACAAAAUGGAUCCCAUGGGCGAUCAGCAUCUGUCCUGUCGCGACUGCCGUUUGACUGUUCAUCGAGCCUGCUAUGGUGUAAGCCCUUCAUGGAACUCGUCAAAAUGGUUCUGCGAUAUGUGCUCGAAUGACAGGAACCCCGCGAUUUCAACGUCGUAUGAAUGCGUUUUAUGCCCAGUUACGUAUACUGAGCAUGAGUUGAUGGAGCCGCCCAAGGUUUCGCACAAGAAGAAAACAGACCGGGAGCGUGAAAAGGAGCGUCUGGAGAAAGAAAUGGUUGCCGAGGCUAGCAAGCUCUAUAAAAUACGGCAAAAGGAGGCUGGAAAACCAACGGGUCCGCGCGAGCCGCUCAAAAGAACUGCGGGUAACAAUUGGGUUCAUGUUACCUGUGCAGUCUGGGUGCCUGAAAUCAAAUUUGGAAAUGCAAAGGAGCUGGAACCUGCUGAAGGGUUUGGGCUGAUCCCUGCUGAAAGGUUCCAAGAUAAUUGCAAAAUCUGCAAGACGCGACACGGCGCCUGCGUUUCCUGCCAUAACACGACUUGCAAUGCACGGUUUCAUGUGGGAUGUGCUCGUCAAGCGGGUUACACUUUCGGUUUCGACAUUACCCCAGUCAAGAGCACCCGAAGGGAUACUGUCAACACGAUGAAAUUGGGCGACGAGGUGGGUGCGGCUACGCCUGCUAUUUGGUGUCCUCAGCAUCCGAUUUCCACUAUUGUCCAUGAAAUGAGCGAGCCUAGUGAGGUUGAGGGGUUGAAUGCGCUACAACUCUAUUGCCGGACUUCCAAGCAAGCCGACCUCACACUCACGGGUACUGUCCGGAAAGCUGCGCAUGUCCAACAAUCCGUUGGAGUGUCGAUUCAGAAUGGUUUCCACCCGCCUAACCGACGAGUUUCCGUCAAUGGAACUACCCCACACCACAACAGCAAGGAUAACAGCCAUGUCGCUUCAAGGCUGUCAACAGAACCCAUCCAUGGAAGCAGCUCCACUGGUCUGGUCAAUGGCGAUGCUGUAAACUCCGACCACAACAAAAAGUGUUUCAAUUGCAAUUCAACGUUCAGCCCGAAGUGGUGGACGGUCGAGUCGUCUUUGGAAUUCUCCGCGGCUAGGGGUGAAAAUCGCCUUAUGAUGAACGGUGUUGCCCCGAAGGAUGGUCCUGGUUCGGCGUAUUCCCACGCAACCCCAACCGCCAGCUCGCCUUUUCAAGCACCAUCUGGUCAUGUGGAAAAGUUGCCGCCCAUUCCUAUGAUCAAUGGGGAUGUCCUUAUGGUGGACGCAGACCGCCAAAUUCCAUCUACCCAAGACGCUCCACGAAGUUUCCCAAGACCUAGAGCACUACACGAAUGCCAUAAAUGCCACGUUAGGAAGCAAUCGAUAUCACCGGUGGAGUCAGAAGUUCGUCCUUCCCCAUACAGCGCUAAGCGGGAUCCGAGCCUACCUGCUGCCCGUAUUUCUGAGUUCCCUCACCACCAGUAUUCGCCAUCACCACACGCCCACCCGACACCGCACCCCCCAACUCUACCUAUGCCUCCAAUCGUACAGAUGCACAGCCACGGCACUCCAGAUUGGCGUCCGGAGUACGAACAACGGCCAGGAGAUUAUGGGCCACAGCUCAUGCGCAAUGGCAUGCCGCCCGGUGGUCCUCCACCCAGCGGCCUUCAACCACUUGGACCACGAAAUUUCCAUGCCGGCCCUCCCCCCCAACCUCCGCAACAUUUGAACGGCUACCACCCUUCGCUCCCACCCCACCACCAAGGUCAUCCGCACGCCCCUCCUCCGCAACAGCACUAUGGAAACGGCGUUCCACCUCCACCUCCGCAUUCAUACUCCGCUCACCAGAGUCCAUAUGGCCCGGUCCCCUUACCGCCACCAAAUGUGCAUGGCCCUCCACAACCCCACCAGCCAACUCCCCCGCCCCCUUCAAAUCGGCCGUACAACGCAGCCGCCCCUAACAACACCACCUCACCAGCCCCUCAUUUCUCUCCGCCACAUACAUUAAACACCCUCCCGCCAAAUUCUCGCAUGUUCUCAGUCGACCGGCCCAUUGCACCAGGCCAUCAGUCGCCCUCAUCGACGCGCCAUAGCCUUGACUCACCGCGCCCGGCCACCCCUGCAGCUGGAGAUGAAAACAUUUCACCAUCGGCCAAUGGAUCUGCGAGGCCUAGUAGUUCCGGACGUUUUCAUAACACGAAUGUACCAACGAGCGGAGCUGGAUCUGGGGCUAGCGCGAGCCCGUCGCUGAAGAACCUACUAUCAUAAUAAAUGUAAUCAGACUCCGUUCGUGUGGUCUCUGGUAUGGAAAAUGCUUUUGGGGUAAAAAU